Molecule: messenger RNA, 432 nt
Organism: Neurospora hispaniola
Lineage: Eukaryota; Fungi; Ascomycota; Sordariomycetes; Sordariales; Sordariaceae
Exons: 3
Coding region: 1-432 (143 amino acids)
Source: RefSeq, a predicted model, not a curated record
AUGUGUCUCCUGUAUCAGCAGUCCUUACUCAAGAGGCGGCACCAAAGAGUUAAGCGCCUUGAAGAAUCUGUGAUUGUAUAUACAGUCACACCCAUCAUGAUGAUCCGGCAUGGCUGCAACAAGUUGCAGACAGGGGUUCGUCCCGCCAGGUCCCGCGCUACAGCCCGAACCGGCUGGCGCGACGCCACAUCCAGACCCGCGCUGUCCAGGGGGCACCUGGCAUCCGCAGAACCACCACUGUAUGAGAAAGACUCAGGCACCGUUACCGGAGAGCGGGAGGAAAGAUUCACGAUUCAAAGCGGAAAGAUCCAACAAGCCAAAUCUCCCACCUGCAGCGUCAACCUAGAAGAUGUGCUGAAAGCUUUCAGACCCAAACCCACUGCUGAAUCCUCAACCCCUAUUCAAAAGAAAUCAGAUCCCAUCUGGACCUGA